AUGUUUAAUGACUCGGAUAUUGAGGAUGAAAUUCAAGAUUAUUGUCUUUUAAAUGAAUAUAAAAAAAAUCCAUCUUGUACCCUUUUUCCAAAACGCGGUGAAAAAGAUUAUGAACCGGAUGGUACAUCUAGACAAGAUGAAAUACUAAAAAAGAAAAUAAAUUCUAUGUUUGAUGCUAUUUCUAAAGAACGUCGUAUUUCUAGAAAAAUAUAUUCAAAAGCUAUUUGGGUUCCAAGUGUAAAACUUGCAAAAGUAGAAAGAAUACGUGGCACACAAUUUAAAUCUCUUGGGAAGUUUAUUAAUAAUAGUAUCUGGCUUUUACCCGAGGAACUGAUUUAUUUGGUUGAAAGAGGUUCCUUGGAAUGUUGGUGGGAAAAUGGAAUUCCUAUGAGUCUUCAAGCUGUUUACUCUGUUUGUUUGGAAGAGUGUGGAGGGUUUGAACAGUAUCAAGUUUAUUCAUAUUUGAAACGCUUGGGUUAUUAUAUUUUCAGACCAAUAGAAGUUGAAAAUGAAGUUUCAAUACUUUCAUCUUCAAAAUUUUAUGGUUUUGAAAAUAUAUCGCCAUUUUUUGCAUGGAUGAAAUCACUUAUGAAUUUUGUUUACAAUGUUUUUGAAAAGUAUUCAACAAAUAAUUGGAAUACACUAGUUAAAAGAACAUAUUAUUAUUCGUAUGAUCAAAUUUAUAAAUCUCUACAAAUAAUUCCCUACCAUUGUCCUCCUAAUUCACAAGAAAAUUAUACCUAUAGUAUGAAUAAAAAAACGAACCCUUUUAAAAUAAGUUAUUAUGUUUGGAAACCUGUUUCAAAUUUCAAAAAAUCUAAACUUCAAAAUCCUGAUUUUCGUAUUGUUGUUGUAAAUGCUAGAUCAUCUUCACUUCCAUCACUAAAAGAAUUUGCAAAUAUUUUCGAUUUAGUCCCGAUAAAAAAUCAUGAACCAAAUACUACACUUUUUCAAAGAUUAAGAAAUGGAACCCGACAUAUUAUUUUUGCAUUGCUUGAUUCAGGAGUUAUAAGUUUUAUUAAAUUUUCUGAUAUUGGGUUUGGAAAUGAACAUAUAUACAUGAAGCAUAAUAAACACAUGAAAAAUAAAUAUAAGUUACUUUAA
Messenger RNA from Pneumocystis jirovecii RU7, 1104 nucleotides. Its product is annotated as tRNA splicing endonuclease subunit SEN54. Lineage: Eukaryota; Fungi; Ascomycota; Pneumocystomycetes; Pneumocystales; Pneumocystaceae. Gene Ontology annotation, biological process: tRNA splicing, via endonucleolytic cleavage and ligation; tRNA-type intron splice site recognition and cleavage. The coding region runs from base 1 to 1104 and encodes 367 amino acids. The transcript is spliced from 7 exons. The record is from RefSeq and is a predicted model, not a curated record. Gene Ontology annotation, cellular component: tRNA-intron endonuclease complex. Gene Ontology annotation, molecular function: tRNA-intron lyase activity.